Zymoseptoria tritici IPO323 is the source of this 681-nucleotide messenger RNA. RefSeq lists its product as uncharacterized. The record is from RefSeq and is a predicted model, not a curated record. The transcript is spliced from 2 exons. The coding region runs from base 1 to 681 and encodes 226 amino acids. Lineage: Eukaryota; Fungi; Ascomycota; Dothideomycetes; Mycosphaerellales; Mycosphaerellaceae.
AUGGCCAUGAUCAUGACCGUCGGGAUGAUCGGAGAGAGUGGUAGGUCGGCCGGCGCCUGGCAGCUUGGACGAAGAGGAUCCACCCGCGAACCCAAGUACGCUUUCCGCGCUCUGGACGAGGGAAACUGGACGGUCGACUUCGAAUUGGCGAAUCCCUACACACCUCCGCCAUUAAGACUCCAGACAUUGCGACUCGAAGACAACAGCGGCAUAUAUGCUAGUAACUUCCACGUAGCAUAUCAAGAAAAGGGCCUCACUCCACGCUUUGCGUAUCGAGAGCCCGGCUCGGGCGCCUCUAUUAUAACGCUGAGUGUUGACGGUCAGAAGCUCCGCAUUCUUGAACGAGGAGAACUAAACCAGCACUCUCCUUGGGGAGUCUCACGAGCUUUAUGCUCUUUCGAGAGUCUUCUCGACAAGACUACCGAAAUAAGUACCGCCAGCGCUACUAACGACCGCACAUCACAUACCGAGAGCGGCACGAAUCCGAGUACUGGACCACAUUUCUGCGCAACGUGCUUUCUUGGAAGUCCCAUCACGCCAUUUGGCUCGACUAGCAUCGGAUUCGAGAACAAGAAAGAUGCCAAGAAGGCUGCGUUUUGUGGCCGCGUAGCUACAGACAGACUCGAGGAUCCAGCCACCGGUCAGAGCUGGGCAGCGCGGCAGAUCCGGGCAGCGCGGUAG